AUGCAAUUUGACGAUACUACACCAGAUGAACUUUAUCAAAUCGAGCAGUUUGAGCUUAUUCCCUGCAGGAUAUGUUCUCGAAAGUUUCGAGCCGACAUUAUUGAGAAGCAUGAGAGCAUUUGUUUGAAGGCCUCAAAGCGUAAACCAAAGAUAUUUGACAGUGGAAAAAUGAGAGCAAAGGGUACGGGCAUUCCAAUUAGUAAAACAAUUCGACCGGGAGAAAUUGUACCUCGUGAACCUAAUAAAGACGAAAGGCUUAUAAGAGCAGAGAAGAAACGCGACAACUGGCGAGUUAAACACAAGGAGUUCAUCAACACAAUUCGAUCUGCGAAAGCAUAUCAAAAUGCGAUAUCCAAAGGUGGUCCUUCUAUGCCACACCCACUCCCCCCUUCUACAAUCGACCCAGACCUUAUACUGUGUCAGUACUGUAACAGGAGAUUCAAUGAGAGUGCAGCAGAGCGUCACAUCCCCUUUUGCAGGGAAAAAUCGGAGCGUGAAAGACUAAAGCAAAUUCCAAAUAGAUCAACGAAAAAGCCGAAUCAAAAGCCCGUUGCUACACUAAAUAGCACAUACCAAAGGAAAAGUGGACAAAUGAGCAUAUCAAUGACUCAGCAGCCACUGAAAUCCCCGGCUGCGUCGAAGGGUGAAAAGGGAGACGGUGAGCUGCGUAACGAAUUUUAUCUUAAGCUUACAAUUGGAAGUUACAAGUUACAAAUCAAAACUGCUGGUUCGCUGUCGAACACCACUCGGAGUCUUGAGUCACCUACCACCAUUAAGACGCCAGCAAAGAGGCCUAGCUCCCGAUCCUCAUCACGCAAGAGGAGUUCCAUGUCAUCUGCGAAUGCGGAGGCCGGCAUUAAAAAUCGUGGCAGGUAUGAUAAUUUCAAUUCAGGGUUCUUGCACGACAAACCUCACUCGCCUGCCCUGUCCUCUGGACCCGAAGAUGCUUGCAACAGCACCUUUGAUGUGGAAGACUCACAGCACCAGCUCUUAGCUUAUGUUACUGCAUUGAAAAGUGAUACAAAUCGGUCAGCGACCCAACUCCAUAUAUCUGGAGAUGGUCAUCAGUCUCUGCGUUCUCACUCGUCCCAUUCAGUAAAUUCGCGAGGUGCGAUUUCACGACACUCUUCUAUCACAACCAAUGGCAGUAUCAAAAAUAUUUCAUCAGGUGUUCCAAAAGAUCGUUCUCCUCCACUUAAUAAUAAUCCUGCCUUCCCCAACCAGGCAGCGACUCUCCGAACUGGACGAACAUACCAGCAUUACAUGGAUGCCCAAGCCUUUAGUAAUGACUUGGUAAAAUCUCAGUCUCCGCUCACAAGUACGGCCAACAAUCCUGUUGUUUGGCCUAAACGUGUUGGAUCAAGAAUGCCCCCACCACUGAUACCCGAGAUCGCACCAAUGAGCAUUAAAAAAGCCACAAGAAUUAGUAACUCCCACACUAGCAGGGUAACUAGCUCGGAUUCCUUCGGAAGUCGAAUAGACCUUGAUCGAGCUGAUCGAAUUGGAAAUAGAGAACAGAUAUUAGAAAGCAAUCAUAAAUUUGGAAAACCCAAUCCUCGUUGGGUGUUACCAAGUGGGAUUCCCGUUAGGGCAACUUAA
This is a messenger RNA of Hydatigera taeniaeformis, 1599 nucleotides long. The record is from the annotation of a GenBank genome assembly. NCBI's taxonomy places the organism in Eukaryota, Metazoa, Platyhelminthes, Cestoda, Cyclophyllidea, Taeniidae.